Molecule: messenger RNA, 909 nt
Organism: Hypomesus transpacificus
Lineage: Eukaryota; Metazoa; Chordata; Actinopteri; Osmeriformes; Osmeridae
Gene: oprm1
Product: opioid receptor, mu 1
Exons: 3
Coding region: 28-909 (293 amino acids)
Biological process (GO): sensory perception of pain; G protein-coupled opioid receptor signaling pathway; neuropeptide signaling pathway
Cellular component (GO): neuron projection; membrane
Molecular function (GO): beta-endorphin receptor activity; G-protein alpha-subunit binding; G-protein beta-subunit binding
Source: RefSeq, a predicted model, not a curated record
AUCUGUUGUCUGCUCAGGUACACCAAGAUGAAGACAGCCACUAACAUCUACAUCUUUAACCUGGCGCUGGCGGACGCCUUAGUCACCAGCACGCUGCCCUUCCAGAGUGUCAACUUUCUCAUGGGCAGCUGGCCGUUUGAAGAUGUGCUGUGUAAGAUGGUCGUCUCCAUCGAUUACUACAACAUGUUCACAAGCAUCUUCACCCUGACCACCAUGAGCAUCGAUCGCUACAUUGCCGUCUGCCAUCCCGUGAAGGCGCUGGACUUCCGCACGCCACGCAAUGCAAAGAUUGUCAACGUGUGUAACUGGAUCUUGUCCUCCGCCAUCGGCCUGCCUGUCAUGUUUAUGGCUUCUACUGUUACCAACCAUGGCAAGUACAGCUUCACUGAUUGCACCCUGCUCUUUCCCCAUCCCUCCUGGUAUUGGGAUACGCUGCUAAAGAUCUGCGUCUUCAUCUUUGCCUUCAUCAUGCCCGUCCUCAUCAUCACUGUGUGCUACGGCCUCAUGAUCCUGCGCCUGAAGAGCGUGCGUAUGCUGUCAGGCUCCAAAGAGAAGGACAGGAACCUGCGAAGGAUCACCCGCAUGGUCCUGGUGGUGGUGGCCGUCUUCAUCAUCUGCUGGACGCCCAUCCACAUCUUCGUCAUCAUCAAAGCCCUGGUCAACAUCCCCAACUCCACUCUACAGUCAGUCACCUGGCACUUCUGCAUUGCUCUGGGCUACACCAACAGCAGCCUCAACCCUGUGCUCUACGCCUUCCUGGACGAGAACUUCAAGAGGUGCUUCAGGGAGUUCUGCAUUCCAACCCCGUCUGUCCUGGAGCUGCAGAACUCCUCUCGUGCUCGUCACCCCCAGCGUGAGGGCCCACAGUCCAGCGGGCACACAGUGGAUCGGACUAAUCAUCAGGUAUGA